Molecule: messenger RNA, 600 nt
Organism: Alternaria arbusti
Lineage: Eukaryota; Fungi; Ascomycota; Dothideomycetes; Pleosporales; Pleosporaceae
Exons: 2
Coding region: 1-600 (199 amino acids)
Source: RefSeq, a predicted model, not a curated record
AUGUUUAAGCAGGCACCUCAGACAGGAUACGUACAGCAUGAGAACUACGAGAUCAUGCUUCGCGCUGAGGUCGAAGAGCGUUGCGCGAACGCUAGCGAGAAGACUCCGAACUACACCGGCAGUGUCACUAGCGCUUACAAGGUCACGUUGAGGAAUGGAAACUCUGCAGCUGGGGUUGUCCAUAAGGAGCUUGAGGCUGUCUUCUUCAAGCGGAAGAUGGUACUCAAGAAAAUCCGCAAGAGUAUACGGAACAUUAUAGUGGAAGAGUUUGCCCAAGAGAUGCGAUCUUUGCUGAAAGCUUUGACAAAAUCAACGACUACGGGACUAACCGCCGGUAAAGGUGGCGCGCCAAAAUCGAUCCGCAAACAGGCUAAAGAUGCCCAGACCGAGCUGGAGGGUCUCUACGGUGAGCGCAUGAGCGCUAUCGAGGCCUUGAAGCGGCGCAACGAACAGGAUGAGAUAAUCGAGCCGGAUGUUGAUCAGGAAGAGGGUCUGAACAUGGAUUCGCUCGAGGAAAACAACGACAAGCAACAUCCACCGGAUGAGUCGUUGCAUUGGCAAGAUUGCCCCCUAAGAGGACGUUUAAGUGAACAUUCCUGA